Bursaphelenchus xylophilus (pine wood nematode) is the source of this 5108-nucleotide messenger RNA. NCBI's taxonomy places the organism in Eukaryota, Metazoa, Nematoda, Chromadorea, Rhabditida, Aphelenchoididae. The record is from the annotation of a GenBank genome assembly.
AUGGUAUCAAAUGAAGGCCGUCUGAGCUCAUCCAUUAUCUCGCAAAGAAUCCAAUCCAAGGCCUUAUCCGUGAGUUCCCCUUUUCUCUCAUUGUUUGUGGAAACUGGAUUCACGGCUCUGUUGUUUAUAGGGCAGGCGGGCCUCGUUAUAGGCGCGCCUCUUCCCUUUUGUAUCCGAACUCACUGUACUUUUUUGUUUUGGGAUCUCUUCCCAGAAUCUCUGACAUCUGUUUCUGUUCCGACAUCCCGGGGUCUGAAUUUGCGGUCCGAUCUUCAGAGGAAUGGCAAAGUGCGUUUACUGAGUUUAGUCAUUCAUCUGUAAGUUUCAGAAGCUUAUUUGAGCCUGACAGUAUUUUUUAAAUCAAUAUCAUGAUGUUCCAUUUUUUUAAUCUUAAGAUUUGUCUCACAGAUUUUAAUACUAUCCUGAAGAUUCUAUGGUGACAGUUGGCACUAAGUGCUUUAAUGCUUAACCAAAUACUUUUGUCGAAUUCAUGAGCACAAUCAAUACCGACCAAUCCAAUUUUUUCAUCGAACAUUUUGUUUGUACUAAAAACGGAUCUGGGCUUGACGUCAAUCGACGUUGUAAUGCCUUAGGGUUGAAACUUUAAAGGUAAUUGAUAAUUAAUUAGUCAAGUCAAAUUACUGUUCCACCCGAAGAACCCUUAAGACGGUGUAAGCGAGUCUGAUGGGGGUAACGUCGCGCUCCUCUCGUCGUCUUUCUUGCUGACUUCAUCGUCGAGCGGUGGGUCCAUCGACUCGAGGCCAUCGGCCCGACGUGAUUCCGUUCCCCUCGCCGCUCUACUUUCCCAUCUUUUAUUUAUUCCAACACUCCCCCUCCACCCCUCUAAAGACUCUGUUAUUGUUUGGUUCUUGUAUUAUUUGCAGGUCGCGUGGUUGGUUCGUCUUCAGAUGGGAUCUGUCCAGAGUCAGCCCACAGCUCCAACCGGCCCCACCCAGACACCCAAGUUGGGUGGGUUGUGCCCUCAGGGCACGGCCAACAUUUGUUGUAUGAGCAAAUCCAAGAGGUUCAAGUCGAGGUAAAGUCAUCGUCCCUUUUCCCUCUUCCUAAUUCAAUAUUCAAUAAGCCGGAUCUUUUGGUUAAUGGUUUUGAAGUGGCGUUUUGUCACGGGAGCGGAAACGGAUCUCUUUCCUUGCAGAUCUUCUUCACAUUACUUUAAUUGGCUCCUGUUUGUGUUUGAUCUCAAAGUUCGGGAAGAUGGAGGCCUGGGCUUCUUCUUCUCGAAUUUAGUGCAUGAUGAAUGUAGUUUAAAUCAAAUCCUUCGUGCUUAAAUUGCUUUAAUUUAUUCUUUUUAAACCAUUUGCUGAGCUCCAAAAUAGGAAACGGAACUUCCGUUUGAUUGCAUUAUAUUAUUGCCUUGCAUAACAUUCUCACCACCUUUCAGGAAACAAGAAAGCACUGAGAUCUACGAACCCACGGGAGGUGAGAGUAGACUUGAUCAUUUCACUGAGAAAGCGACCGACCCUCGCCCUUCUAUGGUUGCGGCUACAGUGGCUACACAAUGGAAACAUGGCUCCGUUAAGAAGCAGCCUUUAUGUGAGAAACCUUCGAUUGUAUCGUUCUCGGACGACUCCUUACUCAACGAGGAUGUGAAUUACAAUCUGAGCGAGCAAUCUCACGAAGUAUUGGAGCAGGUCUGUGAGCGUGUGUCUUGUGAAGAAUGAUUUAAGAUAAUCCGAUGCUUCCCGUUUCCUGUUUCUCCUCCCGAUCAACCCAAGUUACAAGCUCGACAGAAGCUGUCGAUCGGGAGAACGGUGUCCAACGACCCCACCGUCUUGUUGAGUGAUCAUCCGAGUGCCAAGGAGAUCCAUUCGGAUGGGAUCAAGUCGCUGGAGGCUCCUCCAACUGCUCAGGCGAGGGGUUGGGGCGUCCGAAAACGUCAGCUGGGCGCUUUUCUUAGUCGACGCCUCAAUUCCGACGACUCCACGCAAGUUGUGGCGCGGAAAUCCGACAACAACAACAUGAACACGUUGUGCGACAAGGACGAGAAAAGAGGCGCUUUGGGUCGCCUGUGUCAGGUGGGUCACAUUAAUUGUCUUUUAUGGCCUUUCUGGUCUCUUUUAUUCAAAUCAAUCGGAAUCUUUGAAGAGGUCAUGCCUUUUUGCGUCUUUUUUAUGUUUCUCCUGAUCGCGGAAACCCGCCAUUUUUAAUUAAACUCAAAAACUUGCCCAAAUCCGGUACAAAGCAAUGAAAUUAGUACUUGUAAGCGUCUGUCGGUUUCAUAUCUUAAUCCUCCGGCUCUCCCAGGUCAAUUCGUCAUCUUAUUCUGUUGUCUGAAAAGUCUCAGCAACCAAGCUCAGAGCGCACUUGAAUAGACACUGAGCCAUAAUAUUCGAUAGGAUUGUUUUGGUCCGAAUAGUUUAAUGACUUGGAUCUAAAUGCAGCACUGCAGAGCAUUAGGGAGAUUCACUUCUCUCUAGUCUCUGAUGCACUUAAUGGAUCGCGUAUCCAAUGCAUCGGAGCUUUGUCAGGAUCUGGGUAUACGAGGGGUCCCGUGUCCAUGUUUUGUCAGUUGAUGGAAAGAAAGGCUUUCUUCCCAUUCUUCGCACAAUUUAACGGCUUUUAUUGUGCUCGAUUGGUUUGAGCGUGAUAAGAGCCUCAAGCAGACCGGGCCUACGGGUUCAUAACUUGCAAGAAAAGUCACGAUCAGGGUGUCGUCCUUCCGAUUCGGGUCAGUUUUCGUCAAAGUCGGGUUGUUUUUUGUAUUCGGCCAUCGAUUUUAAGAGCAAAUCCGUCGACGGUAUUCGGUGAUUGGCGGCACUUAUCAGUGUUUUGUUUGACGAACGCAAUUUAGGGAGUGUUUCAGAUCUUGCGUUCUUCGAAACGCAUUUUAAACUUUUUCCGCGUUUAUAACAUCGUUUCCAUUACUAUUUUUUAAAGCAUUCCCGGUUACAGCGCGCUUCCUUUUAUCACCCGCGUUAUCAUCAGGUUCAGGCAACGAGAAAAACAACUUCACAAAGACGUCGUUAAACGUGAAAUCGUACAAGUCGAAAGGCUGGUAGAGUGGUUUGCUUCGUAUGUUGAUUACUAUCCCCAUAGUCAAGGUGUUGGCUUCGUUGCUGGCCAAGAAGAAGCGGCCGGAGUCGAAGGUGAAUGGCUCCUCGUCGGCUUCUCUACUUUGUUCUUGUGUUCGCCGAAGAAGUUCGGUGGUUUCUGAAGUCGCCGACGACUCAGUGAACGAGUAUCACGAUCAUCCAUCGGUUUCUAGAGCAGUUCAUAAUUCCGUCCAUGAGAUGCUUCAGAUUCAUGUAGAUGAUCAUCAAGUCAUGCCAUCUUGUAGUGCUCCCAUGGAGUUCCGACACUUGUUAAAGGCAUCGUUGCUACAGGUAAUGGGUCUGGAAUCGGGGUUUGUGUCAGGAACGUCUAAUUACGUCUUUUAUAAACCCAUCCACAUGAGUUUUCCUCAAAAAUCACGAGGCUCCCAUUUCUCACCACCCCAGGGCGUUUCGUUUCAGGUCCUCGCCUUAUCUUCACACAAUACAAAUUUAUACGUAGGUGCAAACAUAACAGUCUUGAUGCGGUUUGGUUCGACGAUAUUUGUUCGGUCUCUCAUCGCUAUACUAUUCCUCCCUUUCCCAGUUCUCUUCAAUAGACAUUAUAUUAGAGAUGGUGUUCCAGGUAUCAGUAGAUACUAUGGCCAUAACUGCAUUGCCAUUGGAUUGUUGGCUGAAGGAAAGACUAAAGAAUUGGGUCCAGCUUUCUGGCCAUGAAGGAACCAUUGUCCCAGCUACUAACCACACACUCUGGAAAAAACAACCACCGGGAAAUAACAUCGAGGCCGAAGCUUAUCAGAAGAUCAUGGCUGACCCUUCACUUAAAGGUCUCACACCCAAAUUCUUUAAAGAAAUGGUCCACAAUAAUGAAUGUAAGGUGGUUUAUGAUAUCAGAGAUGCUACUCGUUUUUUUGGAUUACAUAAUAAUUUAUUUUUUAUUUCUAUCUUAUGUAUAACAGAAAAAGGAAAACUUGAAAAUUAAUUAUUAAAAAUAUUGCAGCUUUCAUCGAGAUGCAAGAUCUGCUGUCGCAGUUUCCCAAUACUCGAGAACGGGCAGUAAUGGAUAUCAAGGUUGGUUGUAGGACCUUUUUGGAAUCAGAAGUGGCCAACACGACCAAACGAAAAGAUCUCUACAAGAAGAUGGUGGACAUCGAUCCAAAUGAACCCACCGACGAGGAACGACAAGUAGAGGCUAUCACAAAACUCAGAUAUAUGCAGUUCCGAGAAAGGGAAUCAUCAACAUCAUCGCUUGGUUUCAGGAUUGAAGCCGCUCAGGUAAAUAAACGCAAUUUAAAAAAUUUGUUUUUCGUUGACACAAAUUUUAUCUUUCCAGUCACACUUCGUAGUAUAAACAGGAUCUCCCAUAAAAUGAAGGUUUUUUUAUUGUAAAGAGUAAACGUAUGAUAUAGAAAAUAUCAGAACCGGAAAAGGCCUGAGAUGUAUAGCCGGUCAUGCCUCGCUUGAGUUAUUUAUAGUAUUGAUAAAACAUACUUUUAAAAGCGUAGAGAGAACACUUCCGACAGAUCCAAAUAUACUCUAGAUUACAAAUUAAUCACUAACUACUUCCGUUCAAUUCAUCUUUUUCAGCUUCCUGGCGGGAAAUUGGAGAAAUCGUUUAAAAAAGUGAGGACCAAGGCCCAAGUCUUGGAUACCUUUAAUCACUUUUUUGGGAAACGUCGAGAAGAAAUCAAGGCUCAAUUAGCCGCGAGAUUAAAGGAAAUGAGAAAUGGAAUCGAGAGGUCGGACUUCUUUAGAAAACACGAAGUGGUCGGAUCUUCCAUCUUAAUAAUCUUUGACGAUGUGAGAACAGGUGCCUGGAUCAUCGACUUCGCCAAAUCUAUUCCGGUGCCAGAAGAUUUGUCGUUGGAUCAUCGAACAGGAUGGAAGCUGGGGAACCAUGAAGAUGGGUAUUUGCUCGGACUCGAUAAUUUAAUACAGGUAAGUCAAUUAUGAUAAGAUAACAAGAACAAUCAUAACUCCCAGAAAACAUGAUGUUUUUCAAUAAAAGGAAGUGAAACACAAUAUUCAAAGGCGGCGUUCUUAUCGUUCCGUUCGUUGAUUUCUCAUUUUCAGAUUUUGGAAUGGGAAUGGAAUUGA